Molecule: messenger RNA, 5562 nt
Organism: Closterium sp. Yama58-4
Lineage: Eukaryota; Viridiplantae; Streptophyta; Zygnematophyceae; Desmidiales; Closteriaceae
Source: the annotation of a GenBank genome assembly
AUGGCCACCCCCAGUGUUCUCACCUUUGACGCUGAGGGUCGGGCUGUUGACUUUGAGGUCUGGGUAGAUGAUCUGCAGCUCUUCCUACAGUGCGAUAGGGCAGACGGUCUCUCCCUCUUUGACCUCACUUCUGGUGCCUCUCCUGCCCCUGCUGCUGAUGCUGACCCCACUGUUCGCUCACAGUGGGCCACGCGCGAUGCUGCUGCCCGCCUUGCUGUGCGCCGCCACUUGCCGACCGCUGAGCUGACACUCGCUACCGCGCUGCGCUUCCUGCUGAGUUCUGCGCCAAGAACCCCCCCCCCCAUGUACAUCACCCUCUACUACAUAGUCACCCGGCUCCCUGACACCCUUCGCCCGGUUAGGGACCACUUCCUCUCUGUUUGCCCCACCACCCUCACCGUUGACCUCCUCGAGGAGCGCCUUCUAGCGGCAGAGAAGAGCAUAGUCGCUGUAGGAGCCUCUCGUGGUGACCCUCGUGCCCCUGUCUUUGAGGGGUGCUCCCCCUCUCCCCUCCUGCCCUCUGUUGCCUCUGCUGCUGCGGCCGACCUCGUUGGUCUUGAGUCGGUCGCUGCGGCGUCUGCCCCUAGCGGGAGACGCCGCCCUGGCAAGGGCAAGGGGGGCAAGGGUGCUGGAGGAGCUGGCGGGGGCGGUGGAGGCGGAGGUGGAGGUGGUGGAGGGGGUGGGGGUGGCGGUGGGGGUGGUGGCGGGGGUGGGGGCGUCGGUGGCGGGACUGGAGGUGGAGGUGGAGGCGGCGGUGGCGGUGGGAGCGGAGGUGGCGGAGGUGGCGGUACUGGAGGAGGUAGCGGCGGAGGAGGUAGUGCUGGUCGGGGUGGCGCUGCGCAGAGGGGUGGCUCCGGUGGUGGUACACGCCAGCAGCAGCAGCAGCGUACUCGUGAGACCCCUUCCCCCCAGCAGCUUCGUGAGUGGUACGCUGCUCGUCAGCGGGGCGGGGGUGCUGGCCCCUGUACCUACGUUCUCCGUACCGGCGACCGCACGGGUGAGCAGUGUGGGGGGGCGCACUCCACCCAGCGCUGCUUCGGCCGUCUGACGGACGCGUGGCGCCACCAGUUCCCCGACGCUACUGAGAUCCCUCGCUGGGGCGAGCUGUCUAGGGCGGGUGUUGCGAUCUUUGAUCUUGACUAUGAUGCUAUUCUUGCUGCCAUGUAUGCUGUGACUAUUAGUGAUGAGGGUGACUGUUACCGGUGUUUCCCGCCUGACCCAGGCAUAGAGGCUGCUGCGCUAGGUGCUUGUGAGGCUGCUGCUCCAGGUGCCAGUGCGUCUGCCGCCCCAGGUGCCGGUGAGUCUGCGCUCUCAGGUACUGCGUCGUCACCGGACACCCACACCUUCACCCUUGACUCGGGUGCUUCCCGCUCCUUCUUUCGUGACUGCACCACUCUCACGCCGCUCAGUCGGCCCGUUGCAGUCUCCCUGGCAGACCCCUCUGGGGGUCCUGUUCUUGCCCACUACUCCACUGUCCUACCGUGUCCAGCGGUCCCGUCUGGCUCCCUGUCGGGUCUUUACCUCCCCUCGUUCUCUACGAACUUGGUGGCGGGUGCUGACCUACAGGAUGCAGGAGUUGACCAGUUCACCCCUGCUCGUCAGCGGGUGACCCACUGCACGUGUGCGGACACGGGCCGACACUUGGCCACGUUUGCCCGUCGGCCGGGGUCGAGCCUGUACACACUGACUACUGAGUCUCCUCCAGUCGCUGCGUCCGCUCAGGUAGCAGCGUCGGGUCAGGUGUUUGCUGCGGCGUCCAGGUCUGGUCCUGAGUCUGCUCCCUGCUCGUGUCGUCUCCUGUCGCACCGGACUCUCCUUUGGCACCACCGCCUUGGUCACCCCUCCCUGCCUCGUCUUCGAGGCAUGGCUUCCCGUCUUCUUGUCUCUGGCCUCCCCCGGUCCCUCCCUCCCCUUCCUCCGGGGCCUGCCCCCACCUGCGUUCCCUGCGUCGAGGGGCGGCAGCGCGCUGCCCCUCACUCCUCCGAGUUUCCUCCGACAGAGGCUCCGCUGCAGACGCUUCACAUGGACGUGUGGGGCCCAGCCCGCGUCCGUGGACAGGGUCACGAGCGUUACUUCCUGCUGGUGGUUGACGACUACUCGCGUUACACCACAGUCUUCCCCUUGCGCAGCAAGGGUGAAGUCACUGAGGUGUUGAUCGCCUGGAUCCGCGCAGCUCGUCUCCAGCUCCAGGAGAGUUUCGGCACGGACUUUCCUGUUCGGCGUCUGCACUCCGACAGAGGCGGAGAGUUCUCCUCUGACCUUCUGCGGGCCUUCUGUCGUGCACGAGGCAUCCGCCAGACCUUCACGCUUCCGGACUCACCGCAGCAGAAUGGGAUUGCUGAGCGCCGCAUCGGCAUGAUCAUGGACGUCGCUCGUACGUCCAUGGUCCAUGCGGCUGCCCCCCAUUUUUUGUGGCCGUUUGCGGUUCGGUACGCGGCGCAUCAGAUCAACCUUCACCCCCGGGUCUCCAUGCCGGAGACCUCCCCUGCUUUGCUGUGGACGGGGAAGGCUGGCGAUGCGUCUGCGUUCCGUGUCUGGGGAUCUAGGGCGUUUGUCCGCGACUUGUCUGCGGACAAGCUGUCCUCUCGUGCUGUUCCCUGCGUCUUCCUUGGCGCCAGGCUGGCAUCGGUUCCCUACUACCGUCUCUUCCCCUACCGCACUGCGUCCCUCCCUCCCCCGCCGCUCUUCCUUACGCCAGGUCCCCCUCCGGUAGACCCCCUCCCCCCUCAGGGUCCUGCUCCCUCAGGUGUGUCCCAGGUAGAUGCAGUCGAGCCUGUCGAGGUAGCUGUUGACUCUGGUGCUGCUGGGGGUGCUGAGCCUGGGGGUGCUGGGUCUGGGGGUGCUGCGCCUGGGGGUGCUGAGCCUGGGGGUACUGCGCCUGGGGAUGCUGAGCUUGGGGGUGCUGAGCCUGGGGGUGCUGAGCCUGGGGGUGCUGAGCCUGGGGGUGCUGCGCCUGGGGGUGCUGAGCCUGGGGGUGCUGUGUCUCGGAGUGCGGAGCCUGAGGGUGCUGGGCCUGCUCGUGUGGCGUCUGGUGGUGCUGAGCCUGGCGGUUCUUCGGGUGCUUCGUCCCGGCGGGAGCUGCUCUCUCCACAGGAGCUGCGUGAGUGGUUCGCCCGGCGCUGGCGGCGUGCUGCUGGAGCUGGUGGUGCUGCGGACGCUGGAGGUUCUACUACUGCUGAGGGUGCUGGUGCCGAGGGUCCCAGAGGUGCUCGUACCGAGUGUACUGGAGCUGCUGGGCCUACGGGUGCUCCUCCUGCUGGAGCUGGUGGUGCUACUGGUGCUACUGGCGUUGGUGCUGCUGGUGCUCCUGGAGUUGGAGCUGCUGCGUCUUCGGGUGGUCCGACUGGAGCUGGGGCUACUGGGGGUGUUGGCGCUGGAGGUGCUGCUGGCGCUGGUGCUGCUGAGGGUGCUGGAGUUGGCGCUGCUGGGGCUGGAGGUCCUCCUGGUGCUGGUGCUCCCGUUGGGGGUACUGGUGCUGUUCCUGCUGGCACUGGUGGAGCUGCGCGGCCACGGCCGUACUUCGUUCCGCUCCUUGAGCAGGUUCUUGGUCUUCCGUCCUCUCUUGGUCCUGCUCCUCCCUUAGCGUGUCCGCCUCCUGUCCAGUCCGAGUCGCAGUUACCGCCGGCCUCCCCGCUUCCUUCUCCCUCUCCCUACACUGGUCCUACUGGAGGUCUUGCUGAGCGUCGUGAGCCUGCGUCUCGCCCUGCGUCGCCUGUCCGUGCUGCUCGCACUAGUGGUCGUGGUUCGCGUCAGCGUCCUCCUCCUGUCCCCGGCACGCACCGGAUGUCUCUGCGUCCUUCCACUGCUCCCCUGCGUGCCCCUUUGCCUUCUCCUCCCGCGUCCUCUCUUCCUGAGCUUCCUGACCCUGAGUCGGACUCCCUUCGUGCUGCGCGUCCUACUGUCACGCGUCUCCUUGCUACUGUCGUCACUGACCCUUCCUUUGAGUCUACUGCUGCGUCUGCUCUAGUUGCUGAGCUUGUUGACUUCGCUGCUCGCUGUCGCCUAGACUACGCUGCCAGUCUCGUCGCUGAGUCUGAGUCUGUCUGUCCUCCGUCCGUCGGGGGUGAGUGUGCUCUUGGCACGGACGUCCUUGAGGACAGGCAGGAGGAGUUUCAGUGCUCGGCUGCUGCUUCACCUCAUCUCGUGUCCAUGCUGCUUGCCCCUGAGGGAGACCCGGAUGCACUUGACAUCCCGACUCCGCGCUCUUACGCAGAGGCGAUAGAGGGUCCCUACUCCUCUCAGUGGCAGGCAGCCAUGGACGCAGAGAUGGCUUCCUGGAAGUCCACAGGCACCUACGUUGACGAGGUUCCCCCGCCUGGGGCGAACAUCGUCAGUGGCAUGUGGAUUUUCAGGGUGAAGCGGCCGCCGGGUUCUCCGCCUGUCUUCAAGGCGCGUUACGUGGCUCGUGGCUUCAGUCAGCGGCAGGGAGUUGACUACUUUCAGACCUUCUCUCCCACCCCGAAGAUGACCACUCUUUGGGGCAGCCUGCACGAGGAGAUCUGGCUGCGCCGCCCACCUGGCUUCACUGGGACUUUUCCUCCUGGCACCCAGUGGAGCCUCCAGCGGCCAGUCUACGGUCUCCGCCAGGCGCCUCGUGAGUGGCACGACACACUGAGGACUACACUUGCGGCUCUUGGGUUUGCUCCUUCUACUACCGACUCUUCCUUGCCGCCAUUCUACAUCCUCGUGUACGUCGACGACUUGGUCUUUGCUACAGCUGACACUGCUGGACUUGCCUACGUGAAGUCCGAGCUGCAGAAGAGACACACGUGCACGGACCUGGGUGAACUGCGCAGCUACCUUGGCUUGCAGAUCACCCGGGACAGAGCACAGCGCACCAUUACCCUGACUCAGUCACACAUGGUGCAGCAGGCCCUUCAGCGCUUCGGCUUCACGUACUCCUCGCCUCAGGCCACUCCUCUGCCUACACGCCACUCGCUCUCAGCUCUGCCUUCGGAUGAGUCCGUAGAGUCGAGUGGCCCGUACCCAGAGCUUGUCGGCUGCCUCAUGUACCUGAUGACCUGCACUCAACCUGACCUUGCAUACCCUCUUAGCAUUCUAGCAUGCUAUUACGUCGGGCAUGGGGCUUGUGCUUGGAGGGCUGACGACCAGGCUACGCUGCGGUCGUCACAGGGUUACACCUUCAGCCUUGGCUCCGGCUCUGUUUCGUGGCGGUCUACCCGCUCGUCUUCUAUUCUCAGCUCCAGUUGUGAGGCUGAGAUCUACGCAGGGGCCAUGGCUGCACAGGAGUUACGCUGGCUCACCUACCUGCUGACCGACCUGGGAGAGCCGCCUCGUUCUCCUCCAGUGCUGUACGUAGACAACAAGGCCAUGCUGGCCUUGUGUCGGGAGCACAGACUGGAGCACAGAACGAAGCACAUCGCUCUCCGCUACUUCCUUGCUCGUGAGCUGCAGCAGCGUGGUCAGCUGCGCCUUGCUUACGUGGCCUCUGAGGCCAACACUGCUGAUAUCUUCACUAAGGCACUCGCGCCUUGUGAUCAUCAGCGCUUCUGUACUCUGUUAGGUCUCGUGCCUACCUUGCCUCACUUGCUUACUUCUUGA